This is a messenger RNA of Microcebus murinus (gray mouse lemur), 5508 nucleotides long. RefSeq names its product transmembrane protein 132E (gene TMEM132E). The record is from RefSeq and is a predicted model, not a curated record. NCBI's taxonomy places the organism in Eukaryota, Metazoa, Chordata, Mammalia, Primates, Cheirogaleidae.
CCGGAGUGGCGCGGCGAUCCGCUCGCCCAAACUGACUCCGAACGAGCGAGAGCCGAUGCUCGGCUGCACCGAGACAGCGGGCGAGCGGGCGUCCGGGGGCAGGGCGGGGGCGGCCGGGAGCAGGAGGCGGCGGAGACUGUGAACCCCGGAAAAGUUCAAGGUUUGUGCAGGCUCCCCCCGGGAAGGCGAGGAGCGAGGCGGGGCACGUGCCCCUCUGCUGAGACAGCGAGACUUGAGCGGAGAGAGGGGUGGCGCGGAGCCGCGGCGGGCUGGCCGAGCCCCUCCAUCCUACAGUGUUCACGGUCGGGAGGCUGGAGUCGACGGCCGGGGCAGGCAGGGCUCGGCUCGGGGCGCAUUAGCCGGCUUUCCCGCGCCCUCGCUUCUCCGAGCCCCAUCUCCAUGGGGCAGCCCGUGCCGGCCGCGCCACCCUCGCCCCAGCCUCCCAGCCGCUUCCCGGGCAGGCGGCGCUGAGCCCGGGCCCUGGUCGAGACCGGAGAAAGCGGGCUGGAGCCGAGGAGCCAGACCUGCGAGGGGACUAAUAUCUGGCCGCCCGCCUCGGGCAUUCUGUCUGGGCGUCGCCGAGGGUGGUGGCGACCCGUGUCGCCGGUCUCAGCACUACUCGGAAACUUUUCCUUCUCCAGAUGGAUUAAAGUUGCCUGGAUUUUCUGUUUCUUUGCGAAAGAAAUCAUUCAUUUGCACCUGACCUGGGAUUUUUAUGCUGGGCUGCUGCAGGGCGCUUGGAGGAAGAAAGCGGCGCCUAUCCAUGUGGGGUUACUACCGAAACCGAGGAAAUCGGGGCUUGCGUUGCAAAUCUGCACCCCCGAGCGAGUUCGGAUUCGAGCUGGGCCGUGGGGCCAGGGGACUCGGCAGUCGGCUGUAGGCAGCCCCCGGGACGCCCGCGGCCACCGGCCGGACCGCACGUGCGGCUCCCCCCUCGCCUCGCAGAUCCUGCAGGGGGCACCAGCCGGGGACGUGGAGACUCCUCCCGCCCCGAGCUGCGCCCCCGCCGGCUCCGAGGGUGUAGCCGGAGGCGCCUGGGACGCCCCCUCCCCGCAAAGUGUCCCCGAAUUGCACUCCCUGGCCCCCAAAGCCUCAGCAGAGACAGCCUGGCGCCACGGCCGCCCUGAGUUGGAUGUGACCGAGCCCAGCCCGGGGCCAAGUCGUCGCGGACUGUUGCCCUCUCGGACCCUCCCGUCCCCGCCUCGGCCAUGGCCCCAGGGAUGUCGGGCCGCGGUGGCGCCGCCCUGCUCUGCCUCUCGGCGCUGCUCGCCCACGCCUCCAGCCGCUCCCACCCGGCCAGCCCCAGCCCACCCGGGCUGCACGCCAGCCCGGUGCUGCCGGUCAGCUACCGCCUGUCGCACACGAGGCUGGCCUUCUUCCUGCGGGAGGCGCGGCCCCCGUCCCCUGCGGUCACCAACGGCUCCCUGCAGCGCUCCGAGCCCUUCGUGGUGUUCCAGACCAAGGAGCUGCCCGUCCUCAACGUCUCCCUGGGGCCCUUCAGCACCAGCCAGGUGGUGGCGCGGGAGCUCCUGCAGCCGUCCAGCACCCUGGACAUCCCCGAGCGCCUGACGGUCAACUGGAAGGUGCGGGCCUUCAUCGUGCGCGCGCGCGUGCCCGCCUCGCAGCCCGUGGCGCAGGUGCUGUUCUACGUGGCCGGCCGGGACUGGGACGACUUCGGCGUCACCGAGCGGCUGCCCUGCGUCCGCCUGCACGCCUUCCGCGAUGCCCGGGAGGUCAAGAGCUCCUGCCGCCUCAGCGGGGGCCUGGCCACGUGUCUGGUGCGCGCCGAGCUGCCCCUAGCCUGGUUCGGGCCCCCGGCCCCGGCCGCCCCGCCCGCGGCCCGCCGCAAGUCUCCGGACGGGCUGGAGCCCGAGGCGGCGGGGGAGAGCCAGCAGGCGGAGCUCUACUACACCCUCCACGCCCCGGACGCGUCGGGCGGCUGCGGGGGCUCCCGUCGGGGGGCCGGGCCCGGCGGCGCGGGGGCCCGGGCGGAGAGCCCCACGCAGCACCCGCUCCUGCGCAUCGGCAGCAUCAGUCUGUUCCGCCCGCCCCCCAGGAGGACCCUGCAGGAGCACUGGCUGGACAGCAACCUGAUGAUCCGCCUGCCCGACCGGCCCCUCAAGCCCGGGGAGGUGCUCAGCAUCCUCCUGUACCUGGCCCCCAACUCCUCCUCGCCCUCCAGCCCCAGCCUGGAGCAUUUCACACUCAGGGUGAAGGCCAAGAAGGGCGUGACCCUUCUAGGCACCAAGUCACGGAGUGGCCAGUGGCAUGUGACCUCGGAGCUGCUGACGGGGGCGAAGCACUCGACAGCCACCGUGGACGUGGCCUGGGCUCAGGGCACGCCCCUGCCGCCCUGGGAGGGCCAGGGCCCCCUGGAGAUCCUGCAGCUGGACUUUGAGAUGGAGAACUUCACCAGCCAGUCCGUCAAGCGGAGGAUCAUGUGGCACAUCGACUACCGCGGCCAUGGCGCCCUGCCCGACCUGGAGCGGGCGGUCACCGAGCUGACGGUCAUUCAGCGGGACGUGCAGGCCAUCCUGCCCCUGGCCAUGGACACAGAGAUCAUCAACACGGCCAUCCUCACUGGCCGGACAGUGGCCAUCCCCGUCAAGGUCAUUGCCAUCGAGGUGACUGGCCUGGUCCUAGACGUCUCCACCCUGGUGGAGUGCGAGUCUGACAACGAGGACAUCAUUAAGGUGUCCAGCAGCUGCGACUACGUGUUUGUGAGCGGAAAGGAGUCUCGAGGGUCCAUGAACGCCAGGGUCACCUUCCGCUACGACGUCCUCAGUGCCCCCCUGGAAAUGACAGUCUGGGUCCCCAAGCUGCCCUUGCACAUUGAGCUCUCGGAUGUCCGCCUCAGCCAAGUGAAGGGCUGGAGGGUGCCUAUCCUCCCCGACCGGAGGUCAGCCCGGGAGAGCGAGGACGAGGAGGAGGAGGAGGAGGAGCAGCGGCGGCAGAGCGCGAGCCGCGGCUGCACCCUGCAGUACCAGCACGCCACCCUGCAGGUCUUCACCCAGUUCCACACGACCUCGUCCGAGGGCACCGACCAGGUGGUCACCAUGCUGGGUCCCGACUGGCUGGUGGAGGUCACUGACCUAGUAAGUGACUUCAUGCGGGUGGGCGACCCCCGAGUGGCACACAUGGUGGACAGCAGCACGCUGGCGGGCCUGGAGCCGGGCACCACCCCCUUUAAGGUGGUGUCCCCACUGACGGAGGACGUGCUCGGGGAGACGCUGCUGACGGUGACGGAGGAGAAGGUCAGCAUCACGCAGCUGCAGGCCCAGGUGGUGGCCAGCCUGGCCCUCUCCCUGCGGCCCAGCCCUGGGAGCAGCCACACCAUCCUGGCCACCACGGCCGCCCAGCAGACCCUCAGCUUCCUCAAGCAGGAAGCCCUCCUGAGCCUCUGGCUCUCCUAUAGCGAUGGCACCACGGCCCCACUCUCCCUCUACAGCCCCCGGGACUACGGGCUGCUGGUGAGCAGCCUGGACGAGCACGUGGCCACUGUGACGCAGGACCGGGCCUUCCCGCUGGUGGUGGCAGAGGCGGAGGGGGCAGGGGAGCUGCUGCGGGCCGAGCUAACCAUCGCCGAGAGCUGCCAGAAGACCAAGCGCAAGAGCGUGCUGGCCACCACGCCCGUGGGCCUGCGGGUGCACUUUGGGAGGGACGAGGAGGACCCCACCUACGACUACCCGGGCCCCAGCCAGCCAGGGCCUGGCAGGGGCGAGGACGAGGCCCGGGGGGCCGGCCUGCCUGGCUCCGGGGCACCCGCCCCCGAGGGCCCGGGCCCAGGCACCGCCAGCCCGGCCGCGCCGCCCACGGAGGACUUCCUGCCGCUGCCCACCGGCUUCCUGCAGAUGCCGCGCGGGCUGACCGACCUGGAGAUCGGCAUGUACGCGCUGCUGGGCGUCUUCUGCCUCGCCAUCCUCGUCUUCCUCAUCAACUGCAUCGUCUUUGUGCUGCGCUACCGGCACAAGCGCAUCCCGCCCGAGGGCCAGACCAGCAUGGACCACUCGCACCACUGGGUGUUCCUGGGCAACGGGCAGCCGCUGCGGGUGCAGGGGGAGCUCUCGCCGCCCACCGGCAACCCGCUGGAGACCGUGCCCGCCUGCUGCCACGGCGACCACCACAGCAGCGGCAGCUCCCAGACCAGCGUCCAGAGCCAGGUGCACGGCCGGGGCGAUGGCUCCUCGGGCGGCUCGGCCCGGGACCAGGCCGAGGACCCCGCCAGCUCGCCUACCUCCAAGCGCAAGCGGGUCAAGUUCACCACUUUCACCACGCUGCCCUCGGAGGAGCUGGCCUAUGACUCGGUGCCUGCCGGCGAGGAGGAGGAGGAGGACGAAGAGGACCUGGGGUGGGGCUGCCCGGAUGUGGCGGGCACCGCGCGGCCCGCUCCACCCCCAGACCUGCACAAUUACAUGUGCAGAAUCAAAGAGAUUGCCUAGAGGCGCCACCCGGGGAGGCAGGGACACCCCCCAUGGGUCUGCUCUGGGUGGGACGCAGCCGCAGCCGGGACCCCCACUCACACUGGCGCGGGGCAGCUGACUGGUUUCGCACUCCCUGCCCCUGCCGCUUUGCUCAGUGCCCGGCGGGUGCCUCUGUGUCUGGUCCUCCUGCCACCCCAUGCCGUCACCUGUCACCCCGGUCUGCCCCCUGCGGGUGGAGGGCUCUUCCUCCAGUGGCUUGCGGGGAGGAAAGCGAUCCCAGCCUUUGUUCUCCCCUUUCCAAACCUCCUCCCGUCUCAGGCAACCCCUGCCCCAAGGGUGAGGCAAGGAGGCCAAGCUUGGGGCGAGGCAGGCCCACACUGUGCUCCGGCCCCCGCCUCCCGUGCCCCCCGCCAUCCCCCCGUGCAGGGGGUGCUGGGGGGGUCUCGUGUCACAGGCUGCACAAAGACUUUUCUCAAACCAAUAUUCAGGGAUUUCUGUCCUGCAGGGUGGGGAGGCGGCGGCUGCCUGCCCUGCCGAGGAUCUUGCUGUGGACAAAACAUCUGGAGGUAGGGGGACAGCCGUAGCAUCUCCUGGCUUCCAGGUGCCUCCCAGGAUCUGGGAGCUGACUCUACAGAGGGGUCUGGUGCCAAGCCAGGCACCUUCCUUCCUGAGUUCUCAGGACUCCCUCCUCUGCCCCAAGGGCUCUGGGCAGGGACCCGCAGGGGAGGAGUCCUGGAUCCAGCUGUAGCCAACCGCACCCCGGAGCGCGAGACCUGGGUGCCUCCGCCUCCCCUCCCCCGCAGCGGGGGCCACACUACGACGCCUUAGCCGCCCCUUGCUCUGCGAACACUCCUCCCCUCUCCGUAGCAGGGCAGGCAGCCAGCCACGCCCCACUCGACAGAAUCUGGGGGGCAGGGGGCACCAGGGAGUGCUGUGAGGGACUCGAGGGGGGACGAAGUGUCUCCCCUGCCCCGGCCCACAGCCACUCUUCUCUGGGGUUCUACCCACCACUGUGUCGGAUUUUUCUUAAAUAAACGGAGGCGGUCAGACUGGAGGUGGGGGCAGCAGCUCCCGUGCACAGACGGUA